Messenger RNA from Colletotrichum higginsianum IMI 349063, 1182 nucleotides. RefSeq names its product L-galactose dehydrogenase. Gene Ontology annotation, cellular component: cytosol. Bases 1 to 1182 code for a protein of 393 amino acids. NCBI's taxonomy places the organism in Eukaryota, Fungi, Ascomycota, Sordariomycetes, Glomerellales, Glomerellaceae. The record is from RefSeq and is a predicted model, not a curated record. The transcript has a single exon. Gene Ontology annotation, molecular function: D-arabinose 1-dehydrogenase [NAD(P)+] activity. Gene Ontology annotation, biological process: dehydro-D-arabinono-1,4-lactone biosynthetic process.
AUGGCUGCUCCGCGCACCACCGUCGCCUCCCGUCCACUCUCGGCCGUUCUGCCGCCGCUGGUUCUCGGUACGGCCACUUUCAACUACCAAUACGUCUCGGACCCCGGCCGUAUGCCCUCGGUCGACAUCGUCUCGCGCGCCCUCGACCUUGGCGUAACGGCCUUCGACACAUCCCCCUACUACGGUCCCUCCGAGUCCAUCCUCGGUGACGCCCUGCGCAGCCUCUCGCCACCCCGCGAGUCCUACUUCCUCGUCACCAAGGCAGGCCGCAUCGCCCCGACCGAGUUCGAUUAUUCCCCCGCCUGGAUCCGCGCCUCGGUCCGCCGCAGCCUCGACCGCCUCAACACCUCGUACCUCGACCUCGUCUACACCCACGACGCAGAAUUUGUCUCCCCCGAUGACGUUGUCGCCGCUGUCCGUGAGCUGCGCCGCCUUCGCGACGAAGAGGGGCUCGUCCGCUACAUCGGCAUCUGCGGCUACCCCGUGCCCGUCCUCUGCGAUCUUGCUGAGAAGAUCCUCCGCGAAACGGGCGAGCCCAUCGACGCCGUCCAGUCUUUUUCGCACUUUUGCGUACAAAACAACACCCUUGGCUCCGACGCCGUCUUAUCGCGCCUGCGGGACGCUGGCGUCGGUGUCGUCACCAACGCGAGCAUGCUGAGCAUGGGCCUGCUUACGACGCGCGGUGUCGACGACGGGCCCAUGGCGAGCUGGCACCCGGCCCCGAGUCCGCUGCGCAAACUGUGCAAGAGCCUCGCCGUUAUCGCCGAGGUCGCGGGCGAGAAGAUGGAGGAUGUCGCCCUCUACUGGGCCAUGUCGAACUGGGCUCGCGUCGGUCGCGCCUUUGGCAGCGAGUUGCUGCCGCCUACCUAUAACAUCCCCACCAAAGUCGGCGUCAGUGUCAUGGGCGUCACGUCCGUUCCCGAGCUGGAGGAGACGGUUCUCGCUUGGCAAACCAUGUUGCACGAGCUUGUGGCCGAGAGCAGCAGCGGCGGCGGCGGCGACAAGACGCAGUCUAAUGCUUCCACGGCGUGUCGUCGACACGACAAGAUCCAGCGCCUCGUGACGGAACAAAUGUGGCCGGCCCUAGGAGAUUGGCGUAACUAUAGCUGGGCCAGCCCUGGUGAGGAUUUCGUAAACCAGCGUGCCCAGCAGGCCUCCACCGCCGCCGAGCCCCAUUUGUAG